Molecule: messenger RNA, 1749 nt
Organism: Gopherus flavomarginatus (Mexican gopher tortoise)
Lineage: Eukaryota; Metazoa; Chordata; Testudines; Testudinidae
Product: cytochrome P450 2J2-like
Exons: 9
Coding region: 250-1749 (499 amino acids)
Biological process (GO): xenobiotic metabolic process
Cellular component (GO): cytoplasm; intracellular membrane-bounded organelle
Molecular function (GO): oxidoreductase activity, acting on paired donors, with incorporation or reduction of molecular oxygen, reduced flavin or flavoprotein as one donor, and incorporation of one atom of oxygen; heme binding; iron ion binding
Source: RefSeq, a predicted model, not a curated record
UCUGGCAUCGAAAGCUCUUAUGUAACUGUUUGAGGGUGUGUUGAUUUUGCUUGUAAACUUUAUCCUCCGCCAGUGUCAGCAGUAAGUGGAUGGGCAGGGCUGUGCCUGUUGAUUUUGCUUGUAAACUUUGUCCUCCGCCAGUGUCAGCAGCAAGUGGAUGGGCAGGGCUGUGCCUGCUGCUAUCAGGUUUCCCUCUACCCCAAUCACUCCUCCCUCCUACAGCUGCAGGGGUGCACCUGGCUGGGGAAGAUGCCGCUGCAGGCUGUCCCUGGGUUAAUGUGGCUCUGGCAGAACAUGCCCUUUCAGACACUGGCCAUGUUCUUAGGCCUAUUCCUGCUGAUUGCUGAUUACACGAAAAGGAGACGGCCAAAGAAUUUCCCUCCAGGACCUUUGCCCCUGCCCUUCCUGGGCCACAUCCUCCAUAUUGAUGUCAAACAGCCCCAUAGAACUGUAGAGAAGCUUGCUGGAAAAUAUGGCAACAUUUUCAGCUUGCAGUUAGGUAACCUGACAUUUGUGAAUGUAAAUGGAUUCCAGCUAGUGAAGGAAGUGCUUGUCCAUCGAGGUGAAUACUUUCUUGAUCGCCCACAAAUUCCUCUGAUUUACGAAAUCUUCGGUACAUUUGGAUUAAUCUUCUCUAAUGGACUUAGCUGGAAACAACAUAGAAGAUUUGCUUUAUCAACUCUAAGAAACUUUGGCCUGGGGAAGAGGAGUUUAGAAGAACGAAUACAGGAGGAGAGCAGAUACCUCACAGAUGCAAUUGAGGAAGAAAAAGGGCAACCUUUUGACCCUCACUUUAAAAUUAACAAUGCUGUUUCCAACAUAAUCUGUUCUGUCACUUUUGGGGACCGGUUUGAAUAUCAUGAUAGUCACUUCCAGAAGUUACUGCGGUUGAUUGAUGAGACGUUGUACCUCCAGGGAAGUAUUUGGAGCCAGCUGUAUAACUCCUUCCCCACCAUAAUGAAGUGGAUACCUGGACCCCAUCACACCAUUUUUAAAAACUGGGAAAAAUUGAAGAGUUUUGUGAGGGAAAUGACUGUAAAGCACAGAGAGGACUGGAAUCCAUCUGAAACCAGAGACUUCAUUGACUGUUAUCUGAAGGAAAUAGCAAAGGCUGAUGCUGAUUCUAGUUUCUGUGAAGAAAAUCUGAUAUUUUCCACACUGGAUCUUUUUUUUGCUGGAACUGAGACGACAUCUACAACCAUCCGCUGGGCUCUGCUGUACAUGGCCCUAUAUCCAGACGUUCAAGAAAGAGUGCAAGCGGAGAUUGACGCAGUGAUUGGCCAGUCUCGCCAGCCAGCCAUGGACGACAGGGACAACAUGCCAUACACCAAUGCAGUUAUUCAUGAAGUGCAAAGGAUAAGCAACAUCGUGCCUUUAAAUGUGCCCAGAAUGGCAACUAGUGACACAACACUGGCCGGAUUCUAUGUACCAAAAGGCACCGUUUUGAUUCCCAAUUUGACAUCAGUGCUGUUUGACAAGAAUGAGUGGGAAACCCCUCAUACUUUUAAUCCUAAGCAUUUCCUGGAGGAUGGUCAGUUCAAGAACAGAGAAACUUUCCUUCCAUUCUCUGCAGGAAAGCGCGGUUGCCUUGGUGAGCCGCUGGCUAGAAUAGAGUUGUUCCUGUUCUUCACUGCCCUCCUUCAGAAAUUCACAUUCCAAGCUCCAAAGGACGUGAAGCUAAGCCUUCAGUUCAGAGUGGGAAUGACUCUCUGCCCACAGCCAUACCAGAUCUGUGCGCUGUCUCGGUAG